Messenger RNA from Nothobranchius furzeri (turquoise killifish), 4174 nucleotides. The record is from RefSeq and is a predicted model, not a curated record. Lineage: Eukaryota; Metazoa; Chordata; Actinopteri; Cyprinodontiformes; Nothobranchiidae.
UCUCUGAACUAACCUGCUAAAACAGACUCAGACAUGUUUCAGGUCAAAUCCUGCGCUUUCUGAGAAAUGCGCUUUUAACCCGCUCCAGUUUCACAGAGCCGUGCGGUGAACCGGAAGGAUCUGAUUCUUCAUGCAAAUGAGCCACAAUUUAACAUAUUAUAGCUGAACAAGGAGGAGGCAAUUCCCACAAACACACACACACACACACACUCACACACACUCAUGCACAUGGCAUCAUCCACCCACCCACACACACACUCUCACUGAGAGAACAAUCAGUGUUCAGAGAUAAAUGCCAGAUUAUCUUCCUCCAAGCUUCACUCUGACUCUGGUGGAGGAAAAGGAGCUCUUCGGAUUUAUCAAGAACUAACAAUGAGGCAGCAGGAGUCGUGUGUGAGCUCGUAGCGUGAUCGACACGGAGCAGGAGAUGAGGACUGUUCUUCCUCUGUGUGGAGGCAGUGGUGAUGAUGAAGAGGAGGAACCCCGUAGCCGCCAUCGCAGCAGGGUGGGCUGGAUGAAGAGGCUCCUCUGGAUCAGGUCCAGUCAAUGCGGGAGCGUCCACACCGACACGGAGCCUGGCGUGUGGCUCAGAAGCUUCCAGUCUUUGGACACUGAUGGACGAAAAGAGGAUCCUGUGCAAGAGUGGGGCGAGGAGGAGGAGGACAGCGCCGUGUUCGGCAUCACCCUGCACCGGGAACCCGUCCUGCAGAAUCCAGACUCAGCCGACCCCUCGCCGGCCUACAGCUGCGUCCAGUACCACACCGUGAAGGUGCGCAGGCUGAAAGCCGGUACCCUGGAACGCCUGGUUGUCCACCUGCUGGACCCGGAGCGCCGGGAGUCCGACUUCAUCCACGUGUUCCUCUCCACCUACAAGGCCUUCACCGCCAGCAGCACCCUCAUCGAGCUGCUGUUCAAGAGAGACGACUCCCUCACCGACCCGGACAACUCCGUCAGCCUUCACAGUCCCUUAGUCUCGCUGGUGCAGCUGUGGCUGGAGGAGUACAGCGAGGACUUCCGAGAGCCCCCUCAGUACCCCACCCUUGGGCUCUUGUGCGCCUACAUGCGUCGUCGCAUCCGUUUCAGAAGAGUGCUUCAUAUUGCUGAAACGUUGCUCAAAAGACUUCAGGAACAAGGUUCCCGCCUGUCUGCAUCAGAACAUCACAGCGAAUCGUUGGCGAACAGCGAUCCGGUGGACGGAGGAGGAAUCUGCACGAAGCCGGACAAAUCCAACUUCGUGGACUUCUCUGCUAAGGAAGUGGCCGAGCAGCUGACCCGACUGGACGCUGAGCUGUUUGUCAAAGUGGUGCCCUUCGACUGCCUGGGCUGCAUCUGGUCCCAGCGGGACAAGAAGGAAAACCGGAAUCUGGCACCGACCGUCCGAGCCACCAUCUCCCAGUUUAACGCCGUCACCAACCGUGUCAUCACCUCUCUCCUCUGCCCACUGUCACCCAGCCCCUCCACUUCCUCUCCCAUCUCGUCACCCUGCUCCGCUCCCACCUUCCUGUACCCCUCGUCGGCCCCGAGCUCGCCCCGCUGCUCGCACGCCAGCCCUGUCCACCGAGCACGCAUCAUCGAGAGGUGGAUCGCCAUCGCACAGGAGUGCAGGCAGCUGAAGAACUUCUCCUCCUUAAGAGCCAUCCUUUCAGCCCUGCAGUCCAACGCCGUGUACCGCCUUAAGAAGACCUGGGCGGCUGUGAGCAGAGAGAGCACCAACACCUUUGACCAGCUGUGUGAGACUUUUCCUGACGAGAACUGUGUGCUGACCAGCAGAGGGGUCCUAGUGGAGGAUGGGAGUCACCCCGAGGGCAGCGCCGCACAGAGUUAUAAAUCAGCCAGAGUCUGCUCAGAGUCCAGACACAUGAGCUUCAGCAGCGGCAUCGUGCCGUACCUGGGCACUUACUUGACCGUCCUCACCAUGCUGGACACUGCGCUGACCGACUCUGUGGAGGGCGGUCUGAUCAACUUUGAGAAGCGCAGACGGGAGUGUGAGAUUCUCUCCCAGAUACAACAGCUUCAGACGUUUUGUUCCCGUUACGACCUUCCGGUUAACGCUUCCAUCACUGCCUGGCUGCAGGCCCACACCCAGCUCACCGACCAGGAGAGCUAUGAGCUUUCUCGUGACCUGGAGCCUCCAGUUGAUCCGUGUCCCAACUCUCCCAACUUAUGGAGCAGCGGACUCCUCACCAAGAAGCUCGCCACGUUACAGGCGUCCCACAGUGAUCAGAUCAGUGUGUCUUCUUCUGGCUCCAGCAGCUCCGACUUUGAGGAGAUCCCUGCUCCUCAGGCAUUCCCUCUCAGACUCAAGCUGAAGUCUCUCACCGGCUCUCUUCACAAUGUCGCAGAGGACCUCUCCACGUCCCCGUCCUCGUCUCCGAGCCUCUCGAGGUCAUCUUGCAGCUCCUCGCAUCCCGAUCUCAGCUCUUCGUCCCUGGGGCUGAGCCCAGAGUGUUCGUCAUCGUCAUCGUCAUCCCAGUCCUGCUGCUCUCCUCAGGCUGUGCUGCCCGUCUACAACAAACAGGUGGCAGACUCGUGCAUCAUCAGGGUCAGCGUGGAGUGCGUCAAUAACGGAAACGUCUACAAGAGCAUACUGCUGACCAGCCAGGACCACACACCUCAUGUCAUUCAGAGAGCUCUGGAAAAACACAACAUGGAGGAUUUCCGGUGCAGCGACUUCAGCAUCUACCAGAUGCUCAACCAUGGAAAAGAGCUUCAGAUUCCAGACAAAGCCAACGUGUUCUACGCCAUGUGCACGUCUGCCAACUACGACUUUGUGCUACGUCAGCGCUGGAAGAGGCACGGGAAACAUUCUGGCUUCCUGUCCAGUCCCGGAGCUCAACACAAGCGCAGACACAACAAAUGACCCUAAAAUCAACAACAACAAAUCUGCUGCUGUGGUCCAAACCAAGCUCAGGCAUCGCCUCGCCUGCUGCUGGCUUUCUACUCAUCAUCAUGAGACUGUCAGCGUGCAGCGGAGAAAAGCAGAUCUGUCACAGAUCCUGUUGAAAACAUCCGUGGAGGAGUUCUCAUCGGUCACUGAAACGCAUCGAAACAGGAACUGCUCUGAGCCGUCUGAAUGAGAUGUCAGGAUCCAAGGAAGAUCCGGAAUCAGAAGGAGUUUCCUUCAUCAUGAGGAUCCAUAAUCUGGUGUUUGUGCUCCUUUUUGAGACUCGUCAUUGAAAACUGAUGAAUGUUUUCUCCUCUGUGACGACACACUCUUCUAUUGACUUCUUCUCAAGAACGAGUUUAAAACGCCGUUGGGACCACUUCACAGGAACGUCUAUAAAUUUAUCAUUUUAGUUAAAGAUUUCUAUAUUUAAAUAAAUCUAUAUAGUUUUAUACAUUUAAAUUAUUUAAUGCACUUCAGUAUUCAGGUGUUUGUUUUUGUGUUUUAGUAAUUGUUAAUCCUGAGUGAACAUGGGGUGGAAAAGCCUUGGCCGUACUAAAACACUGCAGCAGCUUUUUCAUUUGUGAAAUUAGCUUUUGCAAUGAAGGAAAUACUCUAGAAGUACAAGUGGUCUGAUUAAAACUGCCACAUCUUCCCAGCACAGACCCAAAUAUAUUUGGUUCUUCUGAGCUUAACCCAAGUUUGCAUCCAUUUGAAUAAAAGAAAGGAGUUUUUUUUCUGCUGCUGUGGCUUAAAUGAAGGAAAAUUGCCUAAAUUUUCAUUGAAGUGGAAAGUUUACAGUCGGAGAAUCGUCCAGCUGAGGCUUCUGCUCACUAAUCCAGGAACUAUAACAUCAUAUUUCCAUUAUCGAGUGGAUUAUGUCCAGAGAAUUCUCUGUGAAGGAGAUUAAUCUGAAGGAUGUCCCAGCAUCAGAGCUUUUUUAGGAUUUAAACUCCUCUCUAAAACUGUCUGGUGGCUUUUUACACAUCUAGACUCUUGUUUGCAAAUACGUAGGUAAAACCUUUGCACUCUGACGUCUGAUCUUGUGUGUUUUUGAAGGAUUUUGCAUCGUUUGUCCAGUUUUAAAGCUGCUGUCGUUUUCCAGAUGAAGGAUGGUAUUUAAAGGGCUGAUGGGUCUGUGGUGUCCUGAUAUCACACAGUAUUAUUAGGUUUGAAGUACUAAAAAUGUCAGCGUUACUCUACUUUUAUUUUGUGUGUGUAAUCUAAGCACUUAUUGAUUGUAUAUAAGUAGUAUUAAAUAUUCACUAAUAAAGCAAAUCUAUCCUUUUA